UGUGAGGCAGGUAGCGCGGGUUGCUGCCCGGCUCGGCUUCUCGCCGCCCCCGCCGCCGCCCCCCGGGAGGGCCUGAUCCCGCAGCGGCCGCCGGAGCUGGGAGGCCGCCUGCGCCGCGGGCCGGGGCCCCGACUUCCCCAGGCCCGGUCCCCUUCCGCCGCCCCGUCCCGGGCCCGGGCCCCUUCCGCCGGCCGCCCAGCUCUCGGGGCAGCCGCGCUGGGCUGAGCUGAGGCCCGGAGUCAGGCUUAUGCGACGUCCCUGCCCCCGCUCGCCUCGCGCUGCCCCCCGCUGCCGGCCGCGGGGGCUGGCGGACCUGCUCGGGCCUUGUGUUGCGGCCGGCCCCGGCUCGGCCCCCCGGCUCGCCCGACUGGCCCGCUGAGCCUGCCGUAGGGGCCUGGGGCUGCUGGGCAGCGCGGGGGGGGGGGUCCUGCCCGGGGGGCCGAACUCCCCAGCGCCUCGCCAUGGCCGGCGCCAUCGCCUCUCGGAUGAGCUUCAGCUCCCUGAAGAGGAAACAGCCCAAAACCUUCACCGUGCGGAUUGUGACCAUGGACGCCGAGAUGGAGUUCAGCUGCGAGGUGAAGUGGAAAGGGAAGGAUUUGUUCGACUUGGUAUGCAGGACACUGGGACUUAGAGAAACCUGGUUCUUUGGACUUCAGUACACGAUCAAGGAUACCGUGGCCUGGCUCAAAAUGGACAAGAAGGUCCUGGAUCAUGAUGUUCCAACAGAGGAGCCGGUCACUUUUCACUUCCUUGCCAAAUUUUACCCUGAGAAUGCGGAGGAGGAGCUGGUUCAGGAGAUCACACAGCACUUGUUCUUUCUGCAGGUAAAGAAGCAGAUUUUAGAUGAGAAGAUCUACUGUCCUCCUGAGGCAUCUGUGCUGCUGGCCUCCUAUGCCGUCCAAGCCAAGUAUGGUGAUUACGAUCCCACUGUUCAUCAGCGUGGCUUCCUAGCACAAGAGGAGUUGCUUCCAAAACGGGUAAUUAACCUGUACCAGAUGACUCCAGAAAUGUGGGAGGAAAGAAUAACAGCCUGGUAUGCAGAACAUCGAGGCAGGGCAAGAGAUGAAGCUGAAAUGGAAUAUUUGAAGAUCGCUCAGGACUUGGAGAUGUAUGGAGUAAACUACUUUGCGAUUAGGAAUAAGAAGGGCACCGAGCUGUUGCUUGGGGUUGAUGCACUGGGGCUUCACAUCUACGACCCAGAAAACAGGCUGACCCCCAAAAUCUCUUUUCCGUGGAACGAGAUUCGGAAUAUCUCUUACAGUGAUAAGGAGUUUACAAUUAAGCCAUUGGACAAAAAGAUCGAUGUCUUUAAAUUCAAUUCAUCAAAGCUGCGUGUGAAUAAGCUGAUUCUUCAGCUCUGUAUUGGAAACCACGAUCUAUUCAUGAGGAGGAGGAAGGCAGACUCGUUGGAGGUCCAGCAGAUGAAAGCACAAGCCAGGGAGGAGAAGGCCAGAAAGCAGAUGGAACGACAGCGGCUGGCUCGAGAGAAGCAGAUGAGGGAAGAGGCAGAGCGAACAAGGGAUGAGUUGGAGAGGAGGUUGUUGCAGUUAAAGGAGGAGGCGACAAUGGCCAAUGAGGCUCUGAUGAGAUCUGAAGAGACAGCAGACUUGCUGGCUGAAAAAGCCCAGAUCACAGAAGAGGAAGCCAAGCUGCUGGCUCAGAAAGCAGCUGAGGCGGAGCAGGAGAUGCAGCGGAUCAAAGCCACGGCAAUCCGGACAGAGGAAGAGAAACGGUUGAUGGAACAGAAGGUCCUGGAGGCAGAGAUGUUGGCGUUGAAGAUGGCAGAAGAAUCGGAGAGAAGGGCAAAGGAGGCUGAUCAGCUAAAGCAGGAUCUUCAGGAGGCUCGAGAGUCUGAGCGGAGAGCAAAGCAGAAGCUCUUGGAGAUCACCAGCAAGUCAUCCUACAUGCAGCCCAUGAACUCAGGUAUGACAGCGCUGCCUGCUGACCUGCCAAGUUUCAACCUCAUCAGUGAGAGCCUCUCCUUUGACUUCAAGGAUACAGACAUGAAGAGACUUUCCAUGGAAAUAGAGAAAGAGAAAGUGGAGUACAUGGAGAAGAGCAAGCACCUGCAGGAGCAACUGAACGAAUUGAAGACCGAGAUUGAGGCGCUGAAACUGAAGGAGAGGGAGACAGCGCUGGAUAUACUGCACAACGAGAAUGCUGACCGAGGCAACAGCAAGCACAACACUAUUAAAAAGCCUCAAGCCCAAGGCAGAAGACCUAUCUGCAUUUGAGACUUCAAACUCACCUUGCAGAGCACCAAGUCCCGCGUGGCCUUCUUCGAGGAGCUGUAGGAGGUGACCCAACCAUCGUGCACUGCUGCUUCCAGCGAGCCAGCCACCUGCCAGCCAGAACCUCCUUCAGCAAGGCCAUGUAGGCACAUCCCAAUGGCUGGGGAUGGAGCCCCUCUACCUGCUGGCUGGGUGCAUUCUGGGACAUGAUGCUGCUCCUGUGCAAUGGACUUGGUCCGUCAGCAGUCCAUGGAUUUCAGCGUGAUGUUCUCUAGUUUAGUCUAUCCUAAUCCCCCUUGUAGGUUUUUAACUAGCUACCCUCUUCUGCCAUUUAUAAUGCAGAGCUGUGGUAUCCCUUGCAGUCUUUUUAAGCAGCAUUUGUAUUUGGUCGUGACUGUCAUGUGACCUCCUGGGAGAUGGUGAGCAAGCGCGUGUGCCUUGGAAGGGGCCCCUUUCUCUUCCGGCCCUGCUUUAGGGAAUGCCACAAAUAAUGUGCGCUCCUGCAGGCGGAGCUUUGGUGCCUUUGGCAGUUCGGGAGCCAGGGGGUGGGAUGUGUGCUACUCUCGUCAGACCCCCAGUACUUCUGCCUGACUUUCAGGGGGGCUGAGUACUGGUGGACUCCAUUGGUGACACACACAUUGGUGUAAUGGAAUGCUGUAAAUUGGGGGUAUAGCCUCACCUAGGAGAGCGUGGUUAGGUCUGGUCUUCCCGCCUGUUAGAGGAUCUAACAGACAUAGAAGGGGUUCAGAGAUACGCCGUGGGAAUAGGUUUGGAACGACUUCUGUACGAGGAGAGAUUGAAAAGACUCUAGCUGUUUACCUUGGAGAGUUGCCGCAUAGAGGGGACAUUACAAAGGUGUGCAAACUAAUGUAUGGGAUGGAGAAGGUAGAUCUACCCUCUCUGGUAUGACCUAAGAGCAAGGGUAUAGUCAAGGAAACUGAAAAGUGGGCUAUUCAGCACUGAUCAAAGGAAAUACUUUCCCACACAGUGUGCAAUGAGCCUCUGGAAGUCCUUGCUACAAGAUUCUAUUGACACCAAGAAAUUUGUAGGAUUAGGUCUUUGUCUGGAUACAAAAACAGCCAGAAAUCUAGCAGUGAACAUUUAAAAAGUGAAGGGAUAUGAACCUUCAUGCUUGUAUCUAGAAGCUGACCUCUAAAUAAUGUAAAUCAGGAGGGAAUUUCCUCUGUGCCUUGGUCAUCCCAUAGCAACCUACUAUAGCCUUCUUUUCACUUUCCUCUGAAGUAUCUGGCGCUGGCCACUGCUGGAGAUGGGCCGUGGGUCUGAUCCACUAUGUCAGUUCCUGUUCGUGGGAGCUGCAUGCGCUCAGCCUCCCUGCACAUCACCUCCCUUGCUCCAUUUUGACUCCUCUGGUAGAGUGGUAACCAGCACCCCAUGAGCUGGGGCUCCACUGAGAGCAGUUCCAGUAUCUCUUUGCUGCUGAGUCCUGUUCAGCAAUGUUCUCUCUAAUUUUUGACAGGCCGUGUGCCCCAAAAAUUUCUUCUGUGCACGUUUUUGUGCGUGCGGUGUUUCGCUGCGUGCGUGGGGUUUAGGAUCUGUGUGCACGCGCACAGCUUAGGGGGAGCAGUGCUGUUGUGUGAGAAUGGCAGGAGCAGCCUUGCUCUGGCUGGGGCAGAGUCUGUGGUUUCCGGUCCCUGAAGGAGCAUGCUGUGGACACUCGUGCGUCCUCUGCCUGCCGUGAGAAGAGCCAAGCAACAGGGCUGAGGGACUAAAGCUGCCAAGGUGACGUUGUCUGCUAAGUGAAGUAGCUCUCUCCUAGCAAGGGACUCUAGACAGCUAUGUCGAAGAAGUCAGUGGCAUCCUCAGCUCUUGAAAGGGCCUAGGUCUGCUGCCUUGGGAGGAGAGGGAUAGCUUCUGGCACAUGCUUUGUCAACCCCCUGCCUCCUUUGCCAGUGCUAGCCCCUCUCCUGCCCUGCUUUGUAUUCUCUGUUUGGGGGACGAGUGGGGAGAGGUGCUAGAAAUCACUUACAAUUUAUCUUCUAGGUGCUGGAAGUAGGGGGGCUGCUUAAAGAAUUUGGUAAAUUCAUGGAGGAUUGGUCCAUCAAUGGCCAUUAGCCAAGAUGGUUAGGGAUUAAGCCCCAUGCUGCGGGUGUCUGUAAGCCUCUGACUGCCAGAUGCUGGGACUGGCCCAUGGGAUGGGCUCACUCAGUAGCUGUCCUGUACCAUUCAUUGCCUCUGAAGCCUGUGGUACAGGUCACUGUCAGACAGGACACUAGGCUAGAUGGACCAUUGGUCUGACCCCGUAUGGCUGUUCUUAUUUAAACAACACUAGCAAUCGUGUCCUCGCUGUCCACUCUCAGCAAUGCUGAGCAAUCACUAAUGGUCUGUCUUUAACCCACCCAAUUCACUUGCCUUUAUUUUACUUUUUUCAACAGCCUGGUUUAAUCACAGAGAGCUGAAUCUAGCCCUGUGGUGACUUCAGUCGAGUUAUGGACAGGGUGGAUUUGACCCAGAGUCAGCCCUUGGCUCGGCGUAGUACAGGUGUUCUCAAACUUUUGUACUGGUGACCCCUUUCACACAGCAAGACUCUGAGUGUGACCCCCCCCUUAUAAAUUAAAAACACUUUUUUAUAUAUUUAACACCAUUAUAAACAUUGGAGGCAAAGCGGGGUUUGGGGUGGAGGCUGAUAGCUCGUGACCCCGCCAUGUAAUAACCUCACAACCCCCUGAGGGGUCCUGACCAUAGAACCCCUGGUAUAGUAUAUCCUGGCUUUUAUCAGAUCACACCCGUGAAUCCUUUUAUUUAAAAGGUCCCUGAUGUGCGUUGAAUCUCCUCCCACUUGGAAGUGUAUGUGUCUGAAAUUCAGAUGGAUAAAGCAGUUUUUUCCUUGGGAUGGGGUCUGGGACAGAAAGGCCUUUUUUUUUCUACUCCCGUGGAUUGUUAUAUUCUGAAGAUACCAUUGUUUUCUCAUGUGUUUUAAUAAAAAUUGAAAGCAGUUGGA
Messenger RNA from Caretta caretta (loggerhead turtle), 5190 nucleotides. It is a transcript of the gene NF2, whose product is annotated as NF2, moesin-ezrin-radixin like (MERLIN) tumor suppressor. Lineage: Eukaryota; Metazoa; Chordata; Testudines; Cheloniidae. The record is from RefSeq and is a predicted model, not a curated record. Gene Ontology annotation, cellular component: cytoskeleton. Gene Ontology annotation, molecular function: actin binding.